Messenger RNA from Henningerozyma blattae CBS 6284, 1257 nucleotides. It is a transcript of the gene TRM13, whose product is annotated as tRNA:m4X modification enzyme. The record is from RefSeq and is a predicted model, not a curated record. The transcript has a single exon. Lineage: Eukaryota; Fungi; Ascomycota; Saccharomycetes; Saccharomycetales; Saccharomycetaceae. Gene Ontology annotation, biological process: tRNA methylation. Bases 1 to 1257 code for a protein of 418 amino acids.
AUGAAGAAUGAGAUCUUGCUGUGCCAGUAUUUCAUAGAACGUAAAAAACGUACCUGUGGAAUGAUGAGAAAGAAGAAUAUGAAAUAUUGUGUAGAACAUUCGAAACUUGAUCCUCAAGAAGCCAAGGAAAAUUUGAAAAAAAGAAUACCAUGUCCGUUGGACCCAAAUCAUACCAUUUAUGAGUACCAAUUGAACAAGCAUGUGAAAAAAUGUAACAAAAAUAAAUUAAUUCAUUCUAACGAUAAUCAAUGUUAUUAUUUACAAGAUCUUAACUUGGGUAAUAAAGAGAAUCGGUUUAAUAAGAAAGACAUUUCUCUAGAGAGAGAACAUGAAUUGAUUAUUGCUACCAUCCCAAUCUUAAAAGCUUAUUUAGAUCAAAAUUUACAUCCAAAUUGUAAUGGGGUUUGGAAAUUGGAUAAAAGAGAAAAUCAAUUCAUGAUCGAUAAUAGAUAUGUCCAAUUAGAAAAUGAAAAAACCAGAAAGCACGCCAUUCAGCAGUCUUCUUUGAUUCAAAAUAUGUUGGAUCGUGGUAUUCUUCAAUCAGAGAAUCUAUUGUCUUUUGGAUUAAUUGAGUUUGGUUGUGGUAGAGCAGAAUUCACAAGAUAUAUUCACGAUUCUCUUGUGAACAAUAAGCCUCCAUCGGGAAAGCAGCAUUGUAUAUUAAUUGAUAGAGCUCCUAAUAGAAAUAAAUUCGAUAGUAAAUUGAUACAUAUGCAAAAGGAUCGUCUACGAAUAGAUAUCAAGGAUUUAAAAGUGAAUCCUUUGUUACAUGACAAUUUGCCUUAUACUUCAGUUUCAAAACAUUUAUGUGGAGUUGCUACAGAUUUGACUUUGCGUUGUUUAUUGGUAAAUAAUAACAGUGUCAACCCAAAUGGGAUUUGUAUCGCAAUGUGUUGUAGGCACAUUUGUAACCCUGACGAUUAUAUCAAUCCAGAUUUUAUUAUUGAAAAAGUAUUAUCAUUACAAAAAGAUGAACAAAGGAAAUUAUCCUAUAAUGAAUUAUUUUUUGCUCUAACAAAAAUUGUAUCUUGGGCUACUUCUGGUAAGCGUAAUAACGAAGAUGAAACUACACAUUUCACAGACCUUGGUUAUGAGGAAAGAGAAGAAAUAGGAUUGAUUGCAAGAGGUAUUAUAGAUUAUGGUCGUUUCUUAUUUGUGAAGAGUAUUCUAGACAAUACACACAAUGUAGAAUUGAUCAGAUACGUGGAGAAGUCGGUUUCUUUAGAGAAUACUGCUUUGCUAGUCUCCAAGAAAUAA